CGUUUCCCAUGUGCCAUCUACGCCCGUGUGAAACUUCCUCCGGAAUUUCCGGUCUUCUCCAAUCCCGUUCCCCUCCAAAAUUCCUCCCUCUGGAAAUCCGUCGAUAAUCUAACAGUCAGGCAAAAAUGCCAUCUACAUUCAGCGGAGACGAGACGGCGCCGUUUUUCGGCUUCCUCGGCGCCGCAGCUGCCCUUUUUUUUUCAUGUAUGGGAGCAGCCUAUGGAACGGCAAAGAGCGGAGUGGGCGUGGCUUCAAUGGGAGUGAUGAGGCCAGAGCUGGUAAUGAAAUCGAUAGUGCCCGUGGUUAUGGCUGGAGUUUUAGGUAUUUAUGGUUUAAUUAUCGCUGUUAUUAUCAGCACUGGUAUUAACCCAAAAGCCAAAUCCUAUUACCUCUUUGAUGGCUACGCUCAUUUGUCUUCGGGUCUCGCUUGUGGUCUCGCCGGCCUCUCUGCUGGCAUGGCUAUCGGCAUUGUUGGUGAUGCUGGUGUUAGGGCUAAUGCACAACAACCAAAGCUUUUUGUUGGAAUGAUUCUUAUUCUCAUAUUUGCUGAGGCAUUGGCACUGUAUGGGCUCAUUGUUGGAAUUAUCUUGUCGUCCCGAGCUGGCCAAUCCAGAGCAGAUUAGAUGCCAUAUGAUUGAAUGGGUUGUUGGCAUAACUCAGUCAUUCUUCUAAGGUUGGUGAUGUUAGAACAUCAUGUGCUUGUUUGUUCUAUUAGGAGCAAGUUUUUCGUCAAAAUAAAGCUUCAAAUUCUUGUUGAAACCAUUAUUUAUAAAACCAAUGGUGCAUAUUAUUUGUCA
Messenger RNA from Mangifera indica (mango), 797 nucleotides. RefSeq names its product V-type proton ATPase 16 kDa proteolipid subunit-like. The coding region runs from base 126 to 623 and encodes 165 amino acids. The transcript is spliced from 3 exons. The record is from RefSeq and is a predicted model, not a curated record. Lineage: Eukaryota; Viridiplantae; Streptophyta; Magnoliopsida; Sapindales; Anacardiaceae. Gene Ontology annotation, molecular function: proton-transporting ATPase activity, rotational mechanism. Gene Ontology annotation, biological process: proton transmembrane transport. Gene Ontology annotation, cellular component: proton-transporting V-type ATPase, V0 domain.